This is a messenger RNA of Myxocyprinus asiaticus (Chinese sucker), 2003 nucleotides long. RefSeq names its product protein MTO1 homolog, mitochondrial-like. The record is from RefSeq and is a predicted model, not a curated record. The coding region runs from base 1608 to 1958 and encodes 116 amino acids. Gene Ontology annotation, molecular function: flavin adenine dinucleotide binding. Gene Ontology annotation, cellular component: cytosol. The transcript is spliced from 3 exons. Lineage: Eukaryota; Metazoa; Chordata; Actinopteri; Cypriniformes; Catostomidae. Gene Ontology annotation, biological process: tRNA wobble uridine modification; tRNA methylation.
UGUGUCUGUGAAGUUUCAGCUCAAAAUACCCCACGGAUCAUUUAUUAUACCAUGUUGUAAAUGCCUCUUUUUGGGUUGAAUCAAAAACACGCUGUUUUCGUGUGUCUCUUUAAAUGCAAAUGAGCUGCUGCUCCCUGCCCCCUUUCCAGAACAGGGCUGUGCCUUUACAGCUGGUGCUUCGGAUACUAUAGCAACAACAAAUCAGAACCAAUAUUACUAACACUGUAAAUACCGGAGUGUUUUUCAGCCAUUUAGCAACGAUGGAUGAGCAACACAAAAAUAUUCUGUAAUGACGUUAGCUAUGUGCUAUAACGAGACAUAACAUUUAUGGGGUUGUCUUGCAUCAUGCGAUUUGCAAACAUUCACAAAAUAUAAAGUGCGAUACUUACAUCUUCAGGAUAUAAAGCUGGAACAUGAACAGUUGGUACUGAUCCAAGCUUGAGAAUCAAAUAUUUAGAAAAGCAUGCUUGAUAUUGACCCUCAUUCACAAAGCAGUCUGGUGUAAAAUGAUUUGCUCAAACAUACACGGUAUGUUUUGGGACACAUUUGCUUCAAAAACAAAACUUGUCCACUGCGUCUUCAGUGGCUCUGAUGCCGGGAGUACAUGAAGACUCUUAUGUUCACUUUUACAGCCUACAACAGAACACUUAUGACGCUUACGAAGCUGAGACAUUAUUCUUCUCACUGUAGCUGCUCCAGCGCGGAAAAAAAUGGCGGACUGUGUGUCGAUCACUCAGGGGAGUAUCUAUGAUAAUAGGAUGGAGUCCGUCACCAGUCGUGGGCGUGGCCUGCUCUAAAGUGAUGUCACUUUAGAGCAGAUACCAAAACCAGUCAUUUUGAGACACUGUUUUUGAUUAAUAAAAAUAUAAGAAAGAGGAGUGAGUGGACUUUUAACAUUAUAGGGUGGUUGUGUACACACACUGCCGACUCACAUUUAUGUUCAAACUUCAGAUUUUGCAUAAUAGGUCCCCUUUAAAACACAAGAUUUUAAGGUUUAGUAAUCACACAAGGCCAUUUUGAGAUUUCAAUCUUAAUUCAAUUAAUGGGUAUCAUACAGAUGUCUCAAGAGUCAAAGUUGUCUACAUAUUGUGGCUAUUAUUAUCUCUGGAUUGUGCAUUUGAAUUCACAGAGUUUUUACAAUGUGUUACUAAUUAAUUAUAAAUAAGCCAUCAGUUUUUCAUAUCAGUGUUUUCGUGCUCAUAACCGAUAUGCCGAUUGUUUUAAUUUUGUAAAUAAUUGGCCGAUAAAAAUAAAUUGGUGCAUCCCUACUUUUAUGAUAUUUUUAUGGUGCUUUGCAUCCUUUUUUAAGUUUGAAAUCUCCAGUCCUGUUCAUUGUACUUGCAUGGAAAAGAUCGACAAGUACAUUCUACAAAAUUUCUCCUUUUUGUCCCCUAUAUGGGUUUAGAAUGACAUGAGGGUGAGUAAUUGAUGACAGAAUUUCAAUAUUUGGGUAAAUUUGUGCAUUAAAAUGUUCAUUUAAUAACUAAAGUCAAAUUAUUACAGUAUGUGUUGUUUUUCAGUUUAAUAUAAUUAUUGAGGCCUUCUUCAAUGUAUAAUUUCCUCGCAGUGGCGAGGAGGUGUUGCAGAGUAAAGAUGUUUCCUUCCACAUGUUGGCUUCUGCUUUCUCAGAGAUCUUUGCUCCAUAUAUAGAGUUUUCAGAGAGGCUGAAAGUUGAAGCUCUGUAUCAUCCGCACAGUGAGAAGCAGAGGAGAGAGAUGGAGAGAAAGCAGGCAGAGGAGAGUCUGUGUCUGCCACAGGACAUCGACUAUCUCACUCUGCCUGUGUCCCUCUCACAGGAGGUCCGAGAGAUGCUGGACAAAGCUCGGCCAAACACAUUGGGAGCAGACACCCAUCUGCCAGGCAUCACCCCAGCAGCCAACGUUCAUCUGCUCAACUAUGUGCACAAAGACAAACACAGGAAUUAUGGGGCAGGAAAAGACGUCAGUUGCUUUGGAUGAGGCUCAAGAAAUCGUCUUUGAGAUCCCAUAAGCAUGACCAAUGCU